Sus scrofa (pig) is the source of this 5482-nucleotide messenger RNA. RefSeq names its product adhesion G protein-coupled receptor F5 (gene ADGRF5). The record is from RefSeq and is a predicted model, not a curated record. Gene Ontology annotation, cellular component: membrane; cytoplasmic vesicle. Lineage: Eukaryota; Metazoa; Chordata; Mammalia; Artiodactyla; Suidae. Gene Ontology annotation, biological process: adenylate cyclase-activating G protein-coupled receptor signaling pathway; fat cell differentiation; cell surface receptor signaling pathway. Gene Ontology annotation, molecular function: G protein-coupled receptor activity.
UCAGGAAGAAAGCCCUUGGUACAAGGCAAGACAACUCAAACUUGAAGACAUGAAAUCUCCAAGGAAAACCACUUUGUGCUUCUUGAUUAUUGUGACUUAUUCUUCCCAAGCUACCCUGAACUUGAAUUUAAAGUCUAUUGUCUAUCCUGCGCUUCUCCGUGAGCAGGAACUAGCAGGGGAAGACCCAGCGAGGCAAAAACGAGCCGUUGCCAUGCAUCCUCCUCCAGCUCCAGAGUUCACGGUCGAUAUUGAGGUCAGUUUUGAAAAUGCCUCCUUCCUGGAGCCUAUCAGAGCUUACCUGAACAGCCUCCGUUUUCCAGUUCAAGGAAAUGACACUGACCCAGCCACCAGGAUUUUGAAUAUUGAGGUGACAACAGUCUGCAGACCGACUAGAAAUGAAAUCUGGUGCUCCUGCGAGACAGGCUAUAGGUGGCCUCAGGAACGGUGCCUCCCCCAUCUCACUUGUCAAGAGCAUGAUGGCUCCCAUGCCGGAAGUCCUUGCAGUUGCCUUAAGGGACUGCCUCCCGAGGGACCUUUCUGCCAGCUCCAAGGAGGUGCUGUUACCCUGAGAAUGUCAGUCAGACUCAAUGUGGGCUUUCAAGAAGACCUCAGGAACUCUUCCUCUGCCCUUUAUCGGUCCUACAAGACGGACUUGGAAACAGCGUUCUGGAAGGGUUACAGUAUUUUACCAGGCUUCAAAUUGGUGACUGUGACAGGGUUCAGGCCCGGAAGUGUGGUUGUGGCUUAUGAAGUCACGUCGACAGCAGCGCCACUGGAAUUAAUGCGUAAAGCGAAUGAGCAAGUAACCCAGAGCCUCAACCAGACCUACAAGCUGGACAGCAGUUCCUUCCACAUUACUUACAGUAAUGAAACCAAGUUCUCCAUCUCACCAGAAAUCAUCUUUGAAGGGGAUACAGUAACUCUGAUGUGUGAAAUCGAAGUCCCGUCCUCCAACGUGUCCUGGCACCAUGUUGAAAGGGGCUUCGAGGUCCAGAACAGCAGCAGAUUCUCCAUCUACACAGUCAUGCUCAACAUGACCUCCGUGUCACGCUUCACCAUUUACAACAUCACUCAGGAGGAUGCUGGUGACUAUAUCUGCAGACUGACAAUAGAUGUUUUUGCAUAUUGGUCCACAAAAAAAGUAGUCGUUACACCCAUCCGGAUUUUGGCACAAGAAAACAUGAAGGUGAUGUGCGACAACAAUCCCGUGUUUCUGAACUGCUGCAGUGAGAUUACCGCGAAUUGGAGUAAAAUUGAAUGGAAGCAAGAGGGGAGUAUAAGCAUUCCAGGAAUCUCUGAAACAGAUACAGAAUCUGGUUGUAGCAGAUACACCCUCAUGGCUGAUGGAACUCAGUGUCCAAGUGGGUCGUCUGGAACGACAGUGGCCUACACGUGUGAGUUCUUCAGCGCCCACGGAGCCAGAGGCAGUAAGGACAUAAAAGUGACAUUCAUCUCUGUGGCCAAACUAACAAUAACCCCGGACCCAAUUUCUGUUUCUGAGGGACAAAACUUUUCUAUAAAAUGCAUCAGUGAUGUGAGUAACUAUGAUGAGAUGUACUGGAACACUUCUGCUGGAAUUAGAAUAUACAAGAGGUUUUAUACCACGAGGAGGUAUCCUAACAGAGCAGAGUCGGUGCUGACCGUCCAGACCUCGACCAGGGAGUGGAACGGAACCUAUCACUGCAUAUUCCGAUAUAAGAAUUCAUACAGUGUCAUGGCCAAAGAUGUCACCGUCCACCCGCUGCCCCUAGAGCCUGACAUCAUGGUUGACCCUUUGGAAGCUGCAAUUCCGUGCACCAGCUCCCAUCACAUCAAGUGCUGCAUCGAGGAGAACGAAGACUACAUCAUUUUCCAGACGGGGUCCCUGUCCUUUCCUGCCGUGAAAGAAGUUAUUGGGAAGCAAGUGUGCUACAGACACAAUUUCAAGGCGAACUCAGUUUCCUGUCCAGAAAACGUGGACGUGUUCUGUCACUUUAUCAAUGCCGCUAACACUUCAGUCCGGAGCCCACCUAUGAAGCUGAAGCUGGUCCCUGAGGAGAACAUGACAUGCCACGAUCCUAUCAUAGGUGUCGGGGAGCCUGGGAAAGUCAUCCAGAAGCUUUGCCGGUUCUCCAACAUCCGCAGAAUCCCCGGGAGCCCCAUUGGCGGGACCGUAACGUACAGAUGCGUGGGCUCCCAGUGGAAGGUCAAGAGAAAUGACUGUAUCUCUGCUCCGAUAAACAUUCUGCUCCAGCUGGCCGAGGCUUUGAUCAAGAGUCCCUCUCAGGAUGAGAAGCUCCCUUCGUACCUAAAGAAUCUUUCCAUUAGCACGGACAAGGCGAAACUUGAAGUCUACGCAUUUCCGGGGAGCCUGGGAGCCAUCAUUAACAUCCUUGACUUGCUCUCAACCGUUCCAACCCAAGUGAAUUCAGAAAUGAUGAUGCACUUUCUCUCCACGGUCAACGUCAUCCUCAGCAAGACCAUCCUGAACUCCUGGAAGAUGUCACAAGAGCAAAAGACAAAUCAGAGCUCACAGCUUCUGGAUUCCGUGGAACGGUUCUCCCGAGCCUUUCGCUCAGAAGAUAGCAUCAUCUCCCAGCCUAACGUGCAGAUGAAGAGCAUGGUCAUCAGAUCGGGCCUCCCCACGUCCUACAAGCAGGGCUUUGUCUUCUUAGACUCUGACCUUUGGGGCAAUGUGAGCAUUGAUGAGAACGAGCUGAAAUACUUGCAGCCUGAGUCCUUUAUCGUCACCGUGGCUUUCCCGACCCUCCAGAGCAUCCUUGACCAAGAUGUCCAGGGAAAGAAUUUUGCCAACAGCUUAGUGAUGACCACCACUGUCAGCCACAAGAUCACCACGCCGUUCAGGAUCUCGAUGACUUUCAAGAACAACGACCCUUCGGGCAGGGUCCCGCUGUGCGUCUUCUGGAACUUCAACCUCAACAACCACACGGGGGGCUGGGACAGCAGCGGGUGCUAUGUGAAAGAGGUCACCGAGGACAGCAUGUCCUGCAGCUGUGACCACCUGACCUCAUUCUCUAUCCUCAUGUCCCCCGACUCCCCGGACCCUGGCUCUCUGCUGAAAAUCCUCCUGGAUAUCAUCUCCUACAUUGGGUUGUGUUUUUCCAUCCUGAGCUUAGCGGCCUGCCUCGCAGUGGAAGCCGUGGUGUGGAAAUCGGUGACCAAGAACCGGACUUCCUCCAUGCGUCACAUCUGCAUCGUCAACAUCGCCGCCUCCCUCCUGGUCGCCGACAUCUGGUUCAUGGUGGCCGCCGCCGUCCACGACCACCACUUCCCGCUCAACGAGACGGCCUGUGUGGCCGCCACCUUCUUCGUCCACUUCUUCUACCUCAGCGUCUUCUUCUGGAUGCUGACGCUGGGCCUCAUGCUGUUCUACCGCCUGGUUUUCAUCCUGCACGACACCAGCAAGUCCGUCCAGAAGGCCAUCGCCUUUUCUCUCGGCUACGGCUGCCCGCUGGUCAUCUCCACCAUCACGGUGGGGGCCACCCAGCCCCGGGAGGUCUACACCAGGAAGAAUGCCUGUUGGCUCAACUGGGAGGACACCAAGGCCCUGCUGGCCUUCGUCAUCCCAGCGCUGAUCAUCGUGGUGGUGAAUAUGACCAUCACGGUCGUGGUCAUCGCCAAGAUCCUGAGACCGUCCAUCGGGGACAAGCCCAGCAAGCAGGAGAAGAGCAGCCUGUUCCAGAUCAGCAAGAGCAUUGGGGUCCUCACGCCGCUCUUGGGGCUCACCUGGGGGUUCGGGCUGGCCACCGUGUUCGAGGGGAGCAAUGCCGUGUUCCACAUUGUAUUCACCCUCCUCAAUGCCUUCCAGGGAUUAUUCAUUUUACUCUUUGGAUGCCUCUGGGAUCAGAAGGUACAGGGAGCCUUGCUGAAUAAGUUUUCACUGUCAAGAUGGUCUUCACAGCACUCAAAGUCAACCUCUCUAGCUUCAUCCACGCCUGUAUUUUCCAUGAGUUCUCCCAUAUCAAGAAGAUUUAACAAUCUGUUUGGCAAAACAGGGACAUACAACGUUUCCACCCCAGAAACCACCAGCUCAUCCCUGGAAAAUACAUCCAGUGCCUAUUCGUUGCUCAACUAAGAACGGGAAAAUCCAGCCCCAGGGACCUCUUGGGGGACAGUGGAUGUGCUUCGAAAAAGAGGUCCUUUCCAAGCCAUGGGUAAAAUGUUUCCUCCACCGGCUUCUGGGAGCAGAUGCUGAAGAGACUUUUUCAUUAGGGAAGGCACUUUCUUUUGUAAAGACAGACGAAAAGGAAUUGUUACAUUUAUUUUGCUGUCACAUCCCCACCCCCUGUGAGAUGCCAAAUGUGUAUAGUAUUUAAGUGAAACUCACACCGACUUCUCUGUCUAUAUUGUAAAAUAGGAUCUCAGAGACAUUUUUACUUUUCACACCUUGGGCCCACAGAUAGGCUUUGAUUAAAAUAAUAAACAAAAUACUAAUACCUAGGAAAUACUUCAGUAAAUUCUGGGAAGGGAGGGAGGGAGACAGAGAAAAACAACAUAAAGACCACAUGUUAAGAUGUCUACAUUAAAGAUUGAAUAUAAUUACUACUCAGAUGCUGCAACGUUGAGAAUUCAGAAAUGGCUCCAGGGGAUCCCGUUGUGGCUCAGUGGAAACAAACCCAACGAGUACCCAUGAGGAUGCCGGUUUGAUUCCUGACCUCACUUAGUGGAUUAAGGAUCCAGGGUUGCUGUGAGCUGUGGUGUAGAUCGCAGAUUCUGCUGGGAUCCAGAGUUGCUGUGGCUGUGGCGUAGGCUGGCAGCUAUAGCUCCAGUUGAAGCCCUAGCCCGGGAACUUCCAUAUGCCAAGGAUGUGUCCCUAAACAAACAAACAAACAAAAAGGUUCCAUUUUGGAGAAAGUUAACUAUAAGGGUUCAGUGUCUUCCUGGUAUUUUCUUAGGUAAGAAAGACUAAAAACAGGUAGUGAAAAAAAGUAGGGAGGAAAUGAUGUCAGGAUGCUUUCACGUGGACCAUACUAUUGACAAAAAAUUCAUGGAAGCGCACAUGAUCCCCGCGAUGCUAAUCACAUACCAUAUCUACUGCUGUAUGUUAAGUUCUGUGGGAUGGGUGCGGAAUGAAUAUGCAGAAUAAGUGUGAUAACCGUGCUUUAAUAGAUCGAAGCAGACCAACAGCUGAUAACCUUCUAUAGUUUAGAACGAAAGCCUUAUGUUUCAUUUUGUUCCCCUUUUUGGAAAGCAAAAAUAGUUUUUUUUUAUCUCCAUUCAUUUCCAAACGUCAUGUGUUGCACGGAAAGCAAUGACCCCCCUCCCCCGCCCGCCCGCCCCAACGGUCACAUAUUGUAUUUAACAGCUUUAACCAGGUACUUUUCUGUGCAGGAUAGAAUGGAUUUUUAACGAUCUUGCGGCAUUGUAUAUUAUUAUUGUGGCGAUUGCUGUGGACGUGAGGCCCUCGGUGUGUUGUAUAGCUCUCUAUGUAUCAGUUCUUUCCGUUCUUAAGUUCCCAGACCAAUAUACAUUAAGAAUGUUC